AGUGUCCUGCGGUAGCUCGGCUGCUAGCGGUGUUCCGAAGCCUUUGUCUGCGCCCGGCUCCCCCUCCGCGUCCCAGGCGCUCGGACCCGCCCCGGAGCCGUCGGCCCGAGCCGCAGCGACGCUUUCCCUUCCCCUCUCCCUCCCGCCCUUCCUUCGUUGCCUUCCUCCCCACCCCGGGACCCGGAGGGACCCACGCCCCUCUGCGCCCUGCGCGCUCCCGACGUGUGUGAGUGAGUGUGUGUGCCCGCGCCCCCCCGGACUCAGGCGGUGUCCCCUAGAUGGCCAGCUUUCCCCCGAGGGUCAACGAGAAAGAGAUCGUGAGAUCCCGUACCAUAGGAGAACUUCUGGCCCCAGUAGCUCCUUUUGACAAGAAAUGUGGCCAUGAAAACUGGACGGUUGCCUUUGCUCCUGAUGGUUCUUACUUUGCUUGGUCUCAAGGACAUCGCACAGUGAAGCUGGUUCCCUGGUCCCAGUGCCUCAAGAACUUCCUCUUGCAUGGCACCAAGAACAUCACUAAUUCAAGUAAUUCGAGACUUUCGAGACAAAACAGUGAUGGCGUUUCAAAGAACAGGCCUUGUGAGCACGUCAUAGACUGUGGAGACAUUGUGUGGAGCCUGGCCUUUGGAUCCUCCGUCCCUGAAAAGCAGAGUCGCUGUGUGAAUAUAGAAUGGCACCGAUUCCAGUUUGGGCGGGACCAGCUCCUCCUGGCCACUGGUUUAAGCAAUGGACGCAUCAAAAUAUGGGAUGUCUAUACAGGAAAACUCCUCCUUAACCUAAUGGAUCAUACAGAAGUGGUCAGAGAUUUAACUUUUGCCCCAGAUGGAAGCCUGAUUCUAGUGUCGGCGUCAAGAGACAAAACUCUACGAGUGUGGGACCUGAAGGAUGACGGAAACAUGAUGAAGGUCCUGAGGGGCCACCAGAACUGGGUUUACAGCUGCUCCUUCUCCCCGGACUCUGCCAUGCUGUGUUCAGUUGGGGCCAGUAAAGCAGUUUUUCUUUGGAACAUGGAUAAAUACAGCAUGAUACGAAAGCUGGAAGGACAUCACAAUGAUGUUGUAGCUUGUGAGUUCUCUCCUGAUGGAGCGUUACUGGCUACUGCAUCUCACGAUACUCGAGUGUAUGUCUGGGAUCCGCAUGUUGGAUCAAUUCUGAUGGAAUUUGGGCACCUGUUUCCCCCUCCGACGCCCAUAUUUGCCGGAGGAUCCAAUGAUGGGUGGGUGCGAGCUUUGUCUUUCAGUCAUGAUGGACUGCACAUCGCCAGUCUUGCUGACGACAAGAUGGUGAGGUUCUGGAGGAUCAAUGAGGACUGCCCAGUUCAGGUGGCAACUCUGAGCAACGGCCUGUGCUGCGCCUUCUCUACUGACGGCAGCGUUUUAGCUGCAGGGACCAGUGACGGCAGCGUGUACUUUUGGCCCACCCCGAAGCAGGUCCCGAGCCUCCAGCAUCUGUGCCGCAUGUCCAUUCGGAGAGUGAUGCCCACACAGGAAGCCCAGAGGCUGCCGCUCCCUCCCAAGCUGCUGGCGUUCCUCUGCUACCAGAUGUAGAAAGUUUGCGGAACUGACCAGAACUCCUUCUCACACGCCUCCACCUUCCCUGACUCCAAGCAUCUGUUCCUGCGGGCCUAGAAGACUUAUUUAAAUUUGAUACAUUCUUGUACUUCAUUUUCAGGUGGAGCUUUUACAAUGUUAUUUAUAGACUAUAUUCAAACUGUUUCUGAAGAUAACAAACUGAAAGGGUUUUUUAGCUCUAACUGUGAAAACAUGUACAUACUUAGACAUAAACUGCUAGAUGUCACGUGUAUUUUUUUUUUAUUUUUUGCUUUUCCUAGUUUUGUCAUGUAUAUAUUGCUUCAGUAGCGCUCACAGUAUGUAUCUUUGCUGUAAAGUGGAAGGAAUUUUUAUUCUGGGACACUGUUAGAUGGUCAAUAUUGACUUAAGGAAGGUAAAUUGCCCCAUACAAAUGUGUAUUGGUUUUUGGGAGAGGGGGGUCAAACUUCUGACCUGCAAGUGAAAUAGUCUUUAUGGAGGGAAAGAAUUUUGUUUUCCUUAGGAAUGGCAUCUGAGAGGUGAAAUUUGAAUGUGAUGUAUUAAUAUACAACAGAGCCAAGGAAUAUAUAACUAGUAAACAGGUAAUUUUCUUGUCUAAAUGCAACUGCAGGCCUUAAUUUUGGAGAGUAACUUGUUAUUUUAACCCCCAUGGUCUAAAGUAUUUUAAUCGGUUUGAAAAAUCCAUCUACUGUAUUAUUGCUUAGUGUUUUUUUUUUUCUGUAGCAAUGGGAUGUUUUUGUCUUUUUUUUUUUUUUAAAUCCUGGUUUUUAUUUCUGACUGCCAUAUUAUUUCUUCAGGGGGUGGUAUUGGUGAAAUGCCAAAGAGAAGCAAUGUGUUUGCUUUUGCCUUCUGUUAUUUAUCUGUACCUGCAGAUAUUAUAAAUGUAUGCAUUACGUAAAAUGCCUGAUUAUAUAUUUUUGUUGACUAUUUUUAUUAAAGACUUGUACAAAAUA
This is a messenger RNA of Vombatus ursinus (common wombat), 2500 nucleotides long. RefSeq names its product WD repeat and SOCS box containing 1 (gene WSB1). The transcript is spliced from 9 exons. The record is from RefSeq and is a predicted model, not a curated record. Lineage: Eukaryota; Metazoa; Chordata; Mammalia; Diprotodontia; Vombatidae. The coding region runs from base 279 to 1544 and encodes 421 amino acids. Gene Ontology annotation, molecular function: protein binding. Gene Ontology annotation, biological process: intracellular signal transduction.